Marchantia polymorpha subsp. ruderalis is the source of this 1557-nucleotide messenger RNA. NCBI's taxonomy places the organism in Eukaryota, Viridiplantae, Streptophyta, Marchantiopsida, Marchantiales, Marchantiaceae. The record is from the annotation of a GenBank genome assembly.
AGACUAUUCUAGCUCGCAAUCUCGAUAACCGCAAGAAAACGAGAGAGUUCAUUUGGGGAUUUGGAUGCCGAUUUUUCAACCGCGACUCGUACGCGCUGGAACUUUGUAGAUUGGAUUGUCUGUAUACUUGUUCUUGUGGAGACAGUUUUGCAAGAACCAAAUGACUGCAGUUGAGCAAGAACCAAAUAACUGCAGUUGACUAAGCGAAGAAAGCAUAAGGCUUUGAUUCAAUGCUUUCCUUCUUAAUACGACGACAGAUUGAUUAAUGCGAGAAGGUGGAAAAAGAACCCGAUUUCGGUAUUGAGACGCACUUUAGGACUGACACGGGUUAGUAGACAAGAAUACUUUGGAGGAAAUGUGUACGGAAAGUAAACAAACUGCUGGAUAAAGAUAUUUGUUUAUUAAAAUAUCUGUCUAAAUGGACAGAGAAUACAACGAACUUCGGAUCAUUUCUAGGCUGUAAGAUGAGGCUGGCGGUGAAUGAAUGAGAACAUUAUCCUGAUCUCGGACUUACCUGGAGAGUUUCAGCCGGGUUUCAGUAGCAAGCAUUUUCAAAGGGCAGGGCAGGGUGUCAAACUGGCGGCAAAUCACCUGGAGAGUACAGACAAUCUCGGCGGAGGAUGCCAAACCCAGUGUGAUGAGGUGAUCAGACUAUACAAUUGCGUGUUUCUUCUUCCCAUCCUUUUGCUGUAUUGCUUGGGCCCCUCUGCUACCCUUUUGUGUUUUCUUCUACGCCUCUGGGCAUUUUACAAUUGGCCUUGAUUGAAGCCCGGUGGAAAGAGAUUCCGUCGAGUGAUGGAAGAUUGAAGAAGAAAUCGAGAAGUCUUGCUUUUCAAAAUAUCUGCGUCAACAGUCGACGAGAGGAUAUAUGGAUCGAAUGAAUGUCAGCUGCAAAAUGUCCAAGAAUAGAUUUCCAGUCAACUCCAGCCCUUGCACUCAAUUGACCGCCGUAAAGAGAGAAGUGGGAAAGAUACUAAGAGAGAAGUACACUUGCUUUCGAGGAAAGCACGAAAUGUUCAGCACUCGGCGGUCAGUUCCAUCCCCUACCGGUGAAGGAGUCAAGCCCAUGAACUGGUCUCUUUUUUCUUUUCCGCUGGAGGGAGCGGAGGCUCUUCGCUCUCUCCGUGAUCUCGACCAUGGAGAGAGCGAUCCUCGUCUUCGUGGGGAACAACGUCGAGUGGCAAGGGAGCAAGGAAGCUGAACAUAGACCGAUUUCUGCAUCUGGUAUCGCUCCCCAUCAGUGCCACUAAACCCUCUCCUCUAGCAACAGCUCGAGGCGGAGCUGCAUCUUCUGCAUGCCCGACGUAGAAAAUCCCUUGCGCUGCUUAAAACUGAGCUUUGGAUGCAGAGCAAUGGCGUUUAUGUUAAUAAGAUGAGUUGAACAAGUUUGAAGGUGCGCUGGAACAUGAUACACCCCGGAAAGCGGGGUGUGUUAUAAACUUCGCUAAUACUACAAAUAACCACCUCGUGGAGUGAGGAUGUUUAAGGUGUUUAUGAGACGUCUCUCCCACUUCGCCUCAGAUUUAUGCAUCAGAAAUGAGAUUCUCACAUCAUGAC